CAGCGGCGGCUGCUGUUCCUGGAUUGGGACAGCAGGACUGGAGCCGUGGGGGCAGCCAUGGCACGGGCACAGUGGCUGGACGAGCUGGCAGCACUGACGGCGCAGAACCUGCCCUGCCUGGAGGUGUCCGAGACCUACCGGGUGCUGGGGCUGCUGGGCCAGGGCGCCUUCGGCCACGUGGUGCUGGCUCUGCAUCAGCAGCGGGGGACUCCACUGGCCCUGAAGUUCGUGGCCAAGCGGGCAGGGGGGCUUGAGGCCUUCCUCUCGGAGUACUGCAUCGCCCUGAGCCUGGCGGCCCACCCCUGUGUGGCGGGUGCCCUGGGCAUCGCCUUCCAGACUCCCCGGCACUACGUCUUCGCCCAGGAGUUCGCCCUUGCCCGAGACCUCUUCUCCAUCCUCCAGCCUGAGGUGGGGGUGCCCGAGCUGCGAGUACGGCGCUGCGCCCUGCAGCUGGCCAGCGCCCUGGACUUCAUGGGGGCCAAAGGGCUGGUGCAUGGCGACGUCAAGCCCGACAACGUGCUGCUGCUGGACCCCGAGUGCUGGCGGGUGAAGCUGAGCGACUUUGGGCAGAGCCGGCCGCAGGGCCGCCCUGUGGAGCGCCCACCAGCCCUGCUGCCCUACACAGCGCCCGAGCUCUGCCGCCUGCCGCCGAGCCGCCAGCUGCCUGCCCAGCCCAGCCUCGACGCCUGGGCACUGGGUGUCCUCCUCUUCGUGGCCCUCACCGGCUACUUCCCCUGGGCCACAGCCACUGACCGCCACUACAAGGCUUUUGAGCGGUGGCUGCGGGACCCAGGAGGGCGGUGGCCCUGCCCGCCCCGUUGGCAACGCUUCAGCCCACCUGCCUGCAGCCUGCUGCGGGGGCUGCUGGCCCCCGAGCCAGCCCACCGCAGCCUCCCGCGUGCUGUGCUGCCCAUUGUGCGGCAGUCCUGGCUGCAGCCAGCCCCCGUGGCUGCCCCAAAGGCCACCCUGGUGGCCCCAGGGGCAGCCCAGACAAGGGCCCCAGAGAGGGUUCCAGCGGUGGCCCCAGACAUCACCUUGGUGGCACCAGAGCAGGUCUCAGCAGUGGCCCCAACAGAGUCAAGCCUCCUGGAUAAGGCGGGUGGGGGGCUCUGAGCUUCACCCCAGCUCCAGUGUACCAGGGUAGUGGAGGAGAGGGUGUGGGGUGGGCAGAGGGUUUGUGAAGGAGUGUGUGUGUGUGCAAGGGUCUGUGUAGGAGGAAUGUGUGAAGUGUGUGAAGAGGUGUAGGUUUGUUUGUGGUGUGCGUGUGUAUACAAGGGUGAGCAGGCAGGGUUGUGUGUGGCAUUAUGCACGUGAAGAAUAAGAAGGUGAUCAAGAGUAGUCAGCAUGGAUUCACCACGGGGAAAUCAGGUUUAAGCAACCUGAUGGCCUUCUACAAUGGGAUGACUGGCUGGGUAGAUGAGGGGAGAGCAGUGGACCUUGUGUACCUUGACUUCAGCAAGGCUUUUGCCACUGUCUCCCAUAACAUCCUCCUAGAUAAGCUCAGAAAGUACAGGAUAGAUGAGCAGACAGUGAAGUGGAUUGAGAACUAGCUGAAAGGCAGAAAGAGUUGGGCUCAGUAGCAAGGAGUCUAGCUGGAGGCCUGUAGCUAGUGGCAUCCCCCAGGGCUCAGUUCUGGGUCCCAUCCUGUUCAACUCAUUCAUCAGUGACCUGGAUGAAGGGACAGAGUGCCUCCUCAGCAAGUUUGCUGAUGAUACCAAGCUGGGAGGAGUGGCUGAUACACCUGAGGGCUGUGCUGCCAUUCAGAGAGACCCAGACAGGCUGGGGAGUUUGGCGGAAGGGAACCUCAUGAAGUUCAACAAAGGCAAGUGCAGAGUCCUGCAGCUAGGCAGGAACAACCCCAUGCUCCAGUACAGGCUGGGGGGCUGCUGGAAAGCAGCUCUGCAGAGAAGGACCUGAGAGUGCUGGUGGAUGACAAGUUGACCGUGAGCCAGCAAUGUGCCCUUGUAUGUAAGAAGGACAGUGGUAUCCUGGGGUGCAUUAGGAAGAAUGUUGCCAGCAGGUCGAGGGAGGUGAUCCUCCCCUCUCCUCAGCCCUGGUGAGGCCACAUCUCAAGUACUGCAUCCAAUUUUAGGCUUCCCAGUACGAGAGAGACACGGAACUACCAGAGAGAGUUCAGCAUAGGGCUACUAAGAGGAUUAAGGGACUGGAGCUGCUCUCCCAUGAGGAAAGUCUGAGAGCACUGCAGCUGUUCAGCCUGGAGAAAACUGAGGGAGGAUCUCACCAUUGUGUCUAAAUAUCUUAAGGGAGGGUGUAAAGAGGACAGGGCCAGUGGUGCCCAGUGAUGGGACAAGAGGAAAUUCUGUUUUAGUGUAAGAAGAAAGGUGACUGAGCUGGCAGAGUUGCCCAAAGAGGUUGCGGAGUUUCCUUCUUUGGAAAUAUUUAGAAACCCUCUGGAAACAAUCCUAGGUAAUACACUCUAGGGGACCCUGCUUGAGCAGAGGGGGUUGGACAAGAUGAUCUCCAGAGGUCUCUUCCAGCCUCAGCUGUUCUAUGAUUCUGUGAUACCCGCAAUACAGGUGUGAUGCUCUU
Molecule: messenger RNA, 2550 nt
Organism: Rhea pennata
Lineage: Eukaryota; Metazoa; Chordata; Aves; Rheiformes; Rheidae
Product: serine/threonine-protein kinase SBK2-like
Exons: 4
Coding region: 58-1113 (351 amino acids)
Biological process (GO): peptidyl-serine phosphorylation; peptidyl-threonine phosphorylation
Molecular function (GO): protein serine/threonine kinase activity; ATP binding
Source: RefSeq, a predicted model, not a curated record